This is a messenger RNA of Chelonus insularis, 1330 nucleotides long. RefSeq names its product RAD51 recombinase homolog spn-A (gene spn-A). Gene Ontology annotation, biological process: DNA strand invasion; mitotic recombination; double-strand break repair via homologous recombination. Gene Ontology annotation, cellular component: condensed nuclear chromosome. Gene Ontology annotation, molecular function: ATP binding; single-stranded DNA binding; ATP-dependent DNA damage sensor activity. The record is from RefSeq and is a predicted model, not a curated record. Bases 154 to 1179 code for a protein of 341 amino acids. NCBI's taxonomy places the organism in Eukaryota, Metazoa, Arthropoda, Insecta, Hymenoptera, Braconidae. The transcript has 2 exons.
UGCAAGUGAGAUAUAUUUUGUUGCAUCUGUUUAAAAGAAACGGUUCUCUGUUUCUAGUAUUUUGGCGCAAUUUGUGUAAUGAAUGUUUGGAAAAAUAAUAACAAUAUAACAGUUUACUAAUUUACUUGCUUUUUAAACAAAAAAUAUUCCGAAAUGUCUACGGCAGCAGCAACAACAGCAGCAGUUCAAGAGGAGGAUUUAGACGAUUCGAGUCUUCAAGCAAAACUGAUCGGAUGUUUGGAGGGCAAUGGAAUUACUGCUGGUGACAUUGCAAAAUUAAAAGAUGCUGGCUAUCAUACAGUUGAAGAAGUCGCUUACACGCCGAAAAAGAAUCUUUUAACUAUAAAAGGUAUAAGUGAAGCAAAAGCCGAUAAAAUUCUGCAAGAGGCAUCGAAGUUGAUGGUGAUGGGUUUCAAAAGUGCUACAGAGAUUCAUCAAAUACGAGCAAAUAUAAUUUAUAUCUCUACAGGCUCAUCUGAGCUUGAUAGAUUACUUGGUGGAGGAAUAGAAACUGGAUCAAUCACCGAAAUAUUCGGAGAAUUCCGUUCAGGAAAAACACAACUCUGUCAUACUCUAGCAGUUAAUUGUCAAUUACCCAUUGACAUGGGUGGUGCUGAAGGGAAAUGUUUAUAUAUUGAUACAGAAGGGACGUUUCGAACUUCUAGAUUGAUUGCAGUAGCAGAAAAAUUUAAAAUAUCUCCAGAAAAUGUUUUAGACAAUGUAGCAUGUGCUAGAGCAUACAAUACAGAUCAUCAAACUCAACUGUUAGUCAUGGCUAGUGCUAUGAUGACUGAAUCAAGAUACGCUUUACUAAUUGUCGACAGUGCCACUGCUCUAUAUCGAACGGAUUACUCUGGUAGAGGUGAAUUAUCUGCUAGACAAAUGCACUUAGCAAGAUUUUUAAGGAUGCUUUUGAGAAUAGCUGAUGUUCAUGGAGUAGCUGUGGUUAUAACAAAUCAAGUAGUUGCUCAAGUUGAUGGAGCAGCCAGUAUGUUUGGUGGAGACCAAAAGAAACCCAUUGGUGGCCACAUCAUUGCUCAUGCCAGUACUACUAGGCUUUAUCUCAGAAAAGGACGAGGAGAAACCCGAAUAUGUAAAAUAUAUGAUUCACCAUGUCUUCCCGAAGCUGAAGCAAUGUUUGCGAUUAAUGCUGAUGGUAUUGGAGACGUUAAAGAAUAAAGAAAGAGUUAAAAAAAUAUUAGAAUUAUCAAAUUCAUUAAUUUCUAUUUUGUUUACUUAGAUUUAAUAUAAAUUUAUAUGUCUCAUAUAAGUUAAUGAAUAUAUGAUUCUUAAGCUAUCGAGAAAACUAAUUCAAAGAUAAAAAAUAAAG